AUGCCAGCGAGUCGUGGUAGCACGUACACCAUUGCGAACCUGAUUGCAGACCGGCUUGCGGCGGCAAACGUGGAGCUCGUGUUCGGUGGACACGGAGCAGCUGCGAGUCCUCUUAUCACAGCGAUUGUGCAGCAUCCACGUCUGCACUGGGUUCUCGUUCGAAACGAAACUGCCGCACCGUUUGCCGCAUCUGCAUACGCCAAGUAUUAUCGGAAGCUGGGUGUGUGCGUUACCACCUCGGGUCCGGGUGCCGCCUACACCGUGUGCGGCAUGGUGGAUGCGCUUGCGGACUCUGUGCCGGUGCUCCUACUCAGCGGCCUCGUGUCGCGGAGUAACAUCGGACACGAGGGCUUCCAGGACACCCGAACAGCACAACUGAUGCACGGAGCAGGCGUCCAGUUUGCCAAGGCCCCCAUGACUGCCGAUCGCUUCCUUUCUCUGCUGGACUCGGCUAUCCGCUUCGCCCUGGAGCGAAGCACAGCAGCACAUCUGGCGAUACCAGUAGAUGUGCAGACGUCGCCCUCAGACGAGAGCGCCCUGGCUCGCCUUCCCUUUCAUAUUGCCGAGGUACCGCGCUGCGCUGCCGUUUCCGUGGAGCACGCUGGACGCCUUCUGCUGGGACAUCGCGUCGUCAUUCUGUGCGGGUUGCGUGCAGCACAGGCUCGUUGCUCGAGUACGAUUUUGAAACUCGCAGAAACGCUCUGUGCGCCGGUGAUUACCACACUGGACGCCAAGGGUGCCGUCGAUGAGCAUCACCCGCUGGUACUCGGUGUUGACGGGAUCUUUGGGAACCCCGGCAUGGCAGCGCCGCGGGCCCUCGUCAGCACUGCCGAGUGUAUUCUGGCGAUAGGCGUCGAUCGUUGCGAUCCAGUCGUGCUCGAUUCUACUGGUCAACAGCAGGUCCGAGUAUUCGGUGUAGACGAUACACUGGCUACGCGCCUCCAGGUCUACUACCAUGUGGAGUGUAUGCUUAUCGAUCCUGAAUUGGAGGCCCUGCUGAGCGCACUAACAGCGAGCGUGCGGGAGAUGCAAUCAAAGCGCAUGCUGCCGCCGGGCCCUCAACAGGCCCGGGACUACUCGAGCCGGCUCUGGAAGUACUUUUUAGACGGUGAAUGGCGUGAGCGUCAAGCUUCAUUGCCUUCAUCGCCGCGUCGUGCUGCAGUUUUGAGCAAAACGCCACACGCUAUGGUCACUGGCAGGCGCUCCAUGCUGGACACAGACGAUACCGCUGACGAGGGCGAUGAUGAGGUACGCGGCUUCUGUCAUCCGCGCCACCUGCUCACCGCCUUGUCCGCGAAACUUGGUCCAGACGAUGUUGUGGUUGUGGAUAUCGGAGAUGUUACCAUCUGGGCAGGUCUCUGCCUCUGUUUCGAUGGGCAGGGAACGCGUCUGCUUUCCAGCAUCAACAUGGGCAGUAUGGGGUACGCGGUUCCGGCUGCCGUUUCGAUGGGCGUCUCGCUGAAGAGACGCAAAAGCGAGGGUGUCGUCUACCUCAUCACUGGCGAUGGCGGUUUCGAAAUGGCUGAACAGGAACUUGGAACUGCCCUGCAGCAGGGCCUCGAUAACCUUGUCGUGAUUGUCCUCCGCAACGGCGUUAUGGGACGGGUACGCUUUGGGAAUACUGGCGUCGCUGGCGACGAAAUCAUCCUUCCAGACUUGCAGCGACUCGCCCAGGCGUACCGUAUGGGCUUCGCCCGCGUCCAGCGACCAGCGGAAGCACCGGCGGCGUUGGAGUCCGCUCUUGCUGCACAGCAACGAGGCGAUGCCCGGCACUCGUUCCUCAUCGAUCUGGUCGAGAGCCCUGAGCUCAAGGCCGAGUACGCCACCGUGGAAAGCAACCGGGUACCAGUAUUGCGUCUGAUUGCCGAAUACCUGCCUACCGAGGCGCUCACUGCUAGCGACAUGGAGCUGUUGAGUAUCUUUGACCUGGACAACGACGGACUCAUCUCACCCGAAGAGAUGCGGAUUGCCCGCCAGGUUUUCGACAGCUUUAUCAUGGUGCAUCGACAGCGUCAGCGGAUGGACGCUGAAUCCGCGGGCGAAACGGAGGAUGUUGCCGCGAGCGCCGCGUUGUCAACUGAGGAUCGCGAAUAUCUUUUGCAGCUACUGCGCAGUGGCGACUUUUUCGGUUGCAUCGCCUCCCAGAAACUCCUGGUAGAGCCGCUGGAGUCCAGUCCGGAUUCCAACCAGAGCCCGGUCAAGGUCUACAACCUGCAUCCACAUGCACCACAACCGCCAGGCAGCCGAGCACGAGCGCUGGGCUCCGUGCGGAACCUCAUCGAGGGUAAGAUACCGUCCGUAGAGGCGCUGUCGCGGAUUCCAAUCGAUUCCCAAGACUAUAUUGCGGGUUUUGAGCUGGGCACCGUGGACGGUCGUCCGCCGGAGACCAUGGGUGAAGCCAUCAUCGUUCACGGGACUGCGUAUUGUACGCUGACCGGUGAACUGCCAGCAGCAACGUCUCCAGCGACGUCCGACGGGACCAGCAAUCAGCAGCAAAGCCCAGCGGAAGCGCCUGAGGCGCCACCAGCCGAGUACUACCGCACGGUGCGUGGACGGUACCUCUCGAGUGUCGCGUUCCUGGGCAUGCCCCAGGGUGCUGUACCCGACUUUUACGUAUCAUACGAGGCGCCCGGCGUGCAAUUGCCUACCGGGGUUCAGGGUACCAAUGCUGGCUCCAAGAAAAUACCAGCAGGCCUGCCGUGGUCACGUGUACUCAAUGAUCUGUACCUGCAGACGGGAACGACGAACCCCCUGUUCUUCUACGGCAUCGCUGAGUUUUCGCAUUUCACAGCGACAGCUAUUUCACGGGCGCCCGUUUUCAACGAAAAUGUGAUUGCCAAUCGCCACAAGUACUAUCGAGAGCCGAAUCUGAUCACCGGCUCUCAACCCGCAGCCGUAGUGGGUCUGUUGAGCGUCGCGGAAGCCAUUGAGGAUGAGGCAUUUCGCACGGCCCUGGAUGCACACCUCUACCGCGGCUACUUCCAACUCUAUGCGGAUCGCGAUACCGUCGAUGCCUCGCCUGAGCAGCAGACGCCCCAAGAUGGACACGUUGCUGACCAGGGCGAUCAUUCGUGCCACACUUGUCGACUCAUGGCGCUGCAGAGGAUCCGUUCGGAGCUGCAGCAGCACCCGUCGCUGCUGCUCUCUCAUACGCAUGCGCUGGCGUUGCGGCGACCAGUACAACACCUGGGCGACAUCGAGCCGGAUGUUGUUUGGCGAGCAGUGCACCUGUUGGCGAACUCGUGCGUCACCAAAGUCCACAUGUCCGUUCACGUCGUUCGUGGAUUGGAUGCACUUGAAAGCGGCACCUGA
Messenger RNA from Cyanidioschyzon merolae strain 10D, 3312 nucleotides. RefSeq names its product similar to acetohydroxy acid synthase, large subunit. The coding region runs from base 1 to 3312 and encodes 1103 amino acids. The record is from RefSeq and is a predicted model, not a curated record. Gene Ontology annotation, cellular component: mitochondrion; acetolactate synthase complex. NCBI's taxonomy places the organism in Eukaryota, Rhodophyta, Bangiophyceae, Cyanidiales, Cyanidiaceae. The transcript has a single exon. Gene Ontology annotation, molecular function: flavin adenine dinucleotide binding; acetolactate synthase activity; calcium ion binding. Gene Ontology annotation, biological process: L-valine biosynthetic process.